Molecule: messenger RNA, 1606 nt
Organism: Vicugna pacos (alpaca)
Lineage: Eukaryota; Metazoa; Chordata; Mammalia; Artiodactyla; Camelidae
Gene: PSMD13
Product: proteasome 26S subunit, non-ATPase 13
Biological process (GO): ubiquitin-dependent protein catabolic process
Cellular component (GO): proteasome regulatory particle, lid subcomplex; cytosol; nucleus
Molecular function (GO): structural molecule activity
Source: RefSeq, a predicted model, not a curated record
GAAAUGAGUGAGCACUUCCGGCGGCCAUCCCCGCGCCCGUAACAUCCCGGCGGUACCGCUGUCCGCGUCUUCCCGCCGUCAUGAAGGACGUACCCGGCUUCUUACAGCAGAGCCAGAGUUCCGGGCCCGGCCAAGCCGCCGUAUGGCACCGUCUGGAGGAGCUCUACACGAAGAAGUUGUGGCAUCAACUGACACUUCAGGUUCUUGAUUUUGUGCAAGACCCAUGUUUUGCCCAAGGAGAUGGUCUCAUUAAGCUCUAUGAAAAUUUCAUCAGUGAAUUUGAACACAGGGUGAAUCCUUUGUCCCUGGUAGAAAUCAUUCUUCAUGUAGUUAGACAGAUGACUGAUCCUAAUGUGGCUCUUACGUUUUUGGAAAAGACUCGUGAGAAGGUGAAAAGCAGUGAUGAGGCGGUGAUCCUGUGUAAAACUGCAAUUGGAGCUCUGAAAUUAAACAUUGGGGACCUACAAGUUACAAAGGAAACAAUCGAAGAUGUGGAAGAAAUGCUCAACAGCCUUCCUGGUGUGACGUCUGUUCACAGUCGUUUCUACGACCUCUCCAGUAAAUACUAUCAAACCACUGGAAACCACGCCUCCUACUACAAAGAUGCUCUCCGGUUUCUGGGCUGCGUGGACAUCAAGGAUCUGCCAGUGUCCGAGCAGCAGGAGAGAGCUUUCACGCUGGGACUGGCAGGACUUCUCGGCGAGGGAGUUUUUAACUUUGGAGAACUCCUCAUGCACCCGGUACUGGAAUCGCUGAGGAACACUGACCGACAGUGGCUGAUUGACACCCUUUACGCCUUUAACAGCGGCAAUGUGGAGAGGUUCCAGAUUUUAAAGACCGCAUGGGGCCAGCAGCCUGAUUUAGCAGCCAACGAAGCCCAGCUUCUGAGGAAGAUUCAGUUGCUGUGCCUCAUGGAGAUGACUUUCACACGACCUGCCAAUCAUAGACAACUCACUUUUGAAGAAAUUGCCAAAAGCGCUAAAAUCACCGUGAACGAGGUGGAGUUGCUGGUGAUGAAGGCGCUCUCAGUGGGGCUGGUGAAAGGCAGCAUUGACGAGGUGGAUAAGCGCGUUCACAUGACCUGGGUGCAGCCCCGCGUGUUGGAUUUACAACAGAUCAAGGGGAUGAAGGACCGUCUGGAGUUCUGGUGCACCGACGUGAAGAGCAUGGAGAUGCUGGUGGAGCACCAGGCCCACGACAUCCUCACCUAGUCUCCUGGUCCUGACCUGUCUGUGGAGACGUGUUUCAUGGCCGAUGAAUCUGGCAGUUGAGAAGAUCUGAGUUCGGUUGGGGGUGGGGGUUGGGAUUCAGUCUGGAGUAGAGACUGUUCUUCUUGUUCUGAAAGCAGGACCGUCAUUUAUGGGGGGGCCCAGCCACAGCCAGAAGCCUCCUUUGUGGAUGUCACUGUAGCCUGCAGUGGGAAGGGGUCACUGGGUCUCGGGUGAUGAGGCAGGCAGAAGUGUGUGGGUGCCCCUAGGAGUCAGAAGGAGUAGCCCUAGUGUGGAGAGUGCCCACUCCAGGGCUGGUCUCCACCGCAUCCACCUGUGUGAACAUCUUUUCCAGUGUGGUUUGAGUAUGUGUCUGUAAUAAAUGCCUUGCUCUGUGC